Molecule: messenger RNA, 1519 nt
Organism: Schizophyllum commune H4-8
Lineage: Eukaryota; Fungi; Basidiomycota; Agaricomycetes; Agaricales; Schizophyllaceae
Exons: 3
Coding region: 241-1245 (334 amino acids)
Source: RefSeq, a predicted model, not a curated record
CGCCAUUGGCUCCAUCAGCAGUGUCUACAUCAAUGGCUCCAGACCGCACAAACCUGCCCUGUUUGUAGGCAGCCUGUCCGCGGAGCAGGGCAUCGCUCCGCCGCCGCCAUCAGCGCCGAACCAGCAGUGAUCAGUCAGCGUAUACGCGACCUUGCUGCGCGCCGACGCUCCGAGCAGCGGGAAGAAGGGCGCCACUGGACCUCGGGCGAUAUCCCUGCCCGUCAUGCAAUCGAGACGCGUAUGCGCAACCUUCGGGAGACGCAGACCCGCCGGGAGGAGGGCGCGCGGAUGCGCCUUCAGGCGUUCGAGGAUGCGCGCGCUCGUCUGCGCUCGUUCGAGUCUUCGUCGCUCGAUGAUUCGCUGCUUGAUACAGUGCGCGACUUGCCUGAACGCAUGCGCUAUCCGAUGCGCCGUCCUUCUGCCGCGGGGGGCUCGGUUGCCGCUCCUGGUCCAUCGUCAGCUGGUCUUAACAGUGCGCCGCCGCCAACCUCUUCAGGUCCCUCGACCUCCGCGACCUCGACCUCGGUCUCGUCCCAAGCGCAGCGCUCAAGCAGCGUAGCCGAGAUGCGCGCGCGAGCUUUCAAUGGCUCUCGUGGCGAUUUCAUGGACAUUCCGCCGUUCGUGCCUCCCCGACGCCUGGACCCAAGCUUGCCCGCCUCUAUCUCACGCAGACAGCCCUUCAUGCCCGGUUCGAGCCGACCGCCUUUGGGUCGAGAUAUGUUUGAACGCAUGGGGAUGGAUGUUAUGGAGGUUCGGACCGAUGGAGCGUCGUCCGAAUCGUGGAUGGACACUAUGCGCCCGCUGCCGGUGGGGAUCGAGGUGCCGACGUCGGCGUCGGCGGUGAGGGGUUCACCGCUGCCUUUUAGGAACGAGCCUUCGGCGGUUCCGACUGGUCAAGCAGCGCCUACGUCGAGCGAGAGUGCUGGCCCGGUUGGCGAGGCAACCCAAGCGGUCACUGCGAAUGCUGCCGGCUCCUCGACUAUUGCACCUGCCUCCAUUGCUUCUAACGAGGCUACGGCGUCGGGUAGCACUCGGCCGUCUGAGGGUAGCGACGUUAAUCAGACCUCGGGCAACGCUCAGCAGGAGCACGAGGAGGUGCGCGCGAUGAUCGAGGACGCAGCCCCUCAGGCGGCGGAAGAGGGCAGCACGCAAGUGGGGACCGACGAAGGCACACAGACAGAGCCGGGCGCCGCAGGCGAACCCGAGCGAGGCUGGCCGCGCGUCUACCGGAUGUGGUAUGGCUAGACCAGUAGGUUGCCUGUUCCCUCGCGCAAUGAAAUCCCGACGCUACAAGUUCCAAACCAAGUCUGUGCUAGAACCAAAUAACGCAGCGGGGCGCGUAUCGACAAGACUGCUCUAUCCACAACUCAAGCACUCUUUCUGUCUACGGACUCGGCCGGCCGGGCGUUGUACUAUACACAUCGUAUUCGUUUUGUUCACGACUGCUAUCUAUUGCUCGUAUCUCACCUAGGCACGAUCCUUUUCCUCUAGUCAAUCCUAUCUUCUCGUCCUCUUCACC